AGAGGUAGAGAGAGAGCUAGAAAGAGAGAUAGAUGGAUGUUGCACGUGCUCCGCUCCGUAUCUGCCCGCGCGCCCAAUGAAUGAACUUCCUUGGCGAUUUCUGGACGGACUCUACUGCUUAUUUAUCCAUAACCGCGCGCGCCGCCGCGCUGCCAUCGAUCCCGCCGCACUGACGCACGCGCCGCAGUGGGCUGCCCGCACCUCGCCGCCCCGCGCCGCGCCGGUACGGAGGUCUGCUGAAGACCCUCAGAUCUUCAGAUAGAGGCUUCUUCUUCCUUUCCCCGUCUUCCUUUCCUUUCCCCCUCUUCCUCCUCAUCUUCAAAAUCAGCAUCUUCAUCAUCCUUUUCUUUAUUUAGCGUCAGUUCAAGUUUGAUCAAUAUCACGCCGCUGGUCCAAUUGGAGGAGCCGCCGAGCACCAGAAAGAGACCAACCAACCACCACCAUCUUUGGGAUAAGAGUCUCUCUCUCUUUCUCUCUCUCUCUCUCUCUCUCUCUCUCUCUCUCUCUCUCUCUCUCUCUCUCUCUCUCUCUCUCAAUGCGAUGAACCCAACCGGUGCACAGUAGACGACGCGAGCGCAGCGCGUCCACGCAACCCGGAGGAUUUGCGGCUUUUUCCUAUUUGUUUUGUUUUAUUUCUAUUGCGCGCGCGCACCGCUGCGUAUAUGAAGUGUAUGAAUUCAGUGUGUUUUUUAAGCGGCUGAUUUUUGUUUUUGGGGAGACAUGAGGAUGAAGAUGGCACAAAGCGUGCUCCUUUUUCUAACGUGGCUCUUUGGCAGAUCUCUCGGAGGCUUCCCCAACCAGAUAAACAUAGGCGGGCUCUUCAUGCGUUCCACAGUGCAGGAGCACAGCGCAUUCAGGUUCGCUGUUCAGCUCUACAACACCAACCAAAACAUGACUGAGAAGCCCUUCCAUCUAAAUUACAACGUAGAUAACCUUGAGUCCUCCAACAGCUUCUCCGUCACCCAUGCUUUUUGCUCCCAGUUCUCCAGAGGGGUUUAUGCCAUCUUUGGCUUCUACGAUAAGAAAUCCAUGAACACGCUGACUUCUUUCUGUGGCGCCCUCCACACUUCCUUCGUUACCCCCAGUUACCCCAUUGACUCUGACGUCCAAUUCGUCAUCCAGAUGCGCCCGCCCCUAAAGGGGGCGGUCCUCAGUCUUCUGACCUAUUAUCGGUGGGAGAAGUUUGUGUACCUCUACGAUACAGAUAGAGGGUUCUCCAUCCUCCAGGCCAUAAUGGAGGCGGCGGUGGCGAACAACUGGCAGGUGACGGCUCGGUCGGUGGGGAGUAUAACAGACCCUCAGGAGUACAAGCGGAUCAUUGAGGAGAUGGACAGGAGGCAGGAGAAGCGCUAUCUCAUAGAUUGUGAAGUGGACAGGAUCAACGUCAUCUUAGAGCAGGUCGUAACCCUGGGCAAGAACAGCCGAGGAUACCACUAUAUCCUCGCCAACCUGGGCUUCUCCAACGUCAGUCUGGACAAGGUGUAUUUUGGCGGCGCAAACAUAAGUGGCUUUCAGAUAAUCAAUCCUGAAAACCCGAUAGUGCAGCAGUUCCUGCAGCGCUGGGACCGGUUGGAUGAAAGGGAAUUCCCUGAGGCGAGGAACACUCCUCUGAAGUACACUUCCGCUCUGUCCUACGACGCCAUCCUGGUGAUAGCCGAGGCCUUCCGGUACCUGCGGCGCCAGCGGGUGGACGUCUCGCGGCGAGGCAGCGCAGGAGACUGCCUGGCCAACCCAGCCGUACCCUGGAGCCAAGGCAUCGACAUCGAGAGAGCCCUGAAAAUGGUACAAGUGCCGGGGAUGACGGGGAAUAUCCAGUUCGACAGUUUCGGCCGCAGAUCAAACUACACCAUCGACGUUUACGAAAUGAAAACAGGAGGACCCAGAAAGAUCGGGUACUGGAACGAGUUUGAGCGCUUUGUAAAUAUAAUGGAUCAGCCGUACAGCAACGAUUCGUCCUCAGUGGAAAACCGAACAAUUGUGGUCACUACUAUUAUGGAAGCCCCGUAUGUGAUGUACAAGAAAAACCAUAUGCAUCUGGAGGGCAAUGACAAGUAUGAAGGCUACUGUGUCGAUUUAGCUUCAGAGAUAGCCAAACACGUGGGGAUUAAAUACAGGCUGUCUAUAGUCAUGGACGGCAAGUACGGCGCCCGCGACCCCGAGACCAAGACCUGGAACGGGAUGGUGGGUGAACUGGUGUAUGGGAGGGCAGAUAUAGCCGUCGCACCGUUGACCAUAACGCUGGUCCGAGAGGAAGUGAUAGACUUUUCCAAGCCCUUCAUGAGUUUGGGAAUCUCCAUAAUGAUCAAGAAGCCUCAGAAAUCCAAGCCGGGCGUCUUCUCCUUCCUGGACCCGCUGGCUUACGAGAUCUGGAUGUGCAUCGUGUUCGCCUACAUCGGCGUCAGCGUGGUGCUGUUCCUCGUGAGCCGAUUCAGCCCCUACGAGUGGCAUCUGGACGAGACGGAUGAAGCCAAAGACCCCCAGACUCCUCCUGACCCGCCUAAUGACUUUGGGAUUUUUAACAGCCUGUGGUUCUCUCUGGGGGCCUUCAUGCAGCAGGGCUGUGAUAUCUCACCAAGGUCCUUAUCGGGCAGAAUAGUGGGAGGUGUCUGGUGGUUCUUCACCCUCAUCAUCAUCUCGUCCUACACGGCUAACCUGGCUGCCUUCCUCACAGUGGAGAGGAUGGUCUCGCCAAUAGAGAGCGCCGAGGAUCUCGCUAAACAAACAGAGAUCGCCUAUGGAACGCUGGACUCAGGCUCCACCAAAGAGUUCUUUAGGCGCUCCAAAAUUGCCGUGUACGAGAAAAUGUGGUCUUACAUGAAAUCGGCCGAGCCGUCCGUCUUCGCCAAGACCACUCCGGACGGCGUGGCUCGCGUCCGCAAGUCGAAGGGCAAGUUCGCCUUUCUGCUGGAGUCCACCAUGAACGAGUACAUCGAGCAGAGGAAGCCCUGCGACACCAUGAAAGUGGGCGGAAACCUCGACUCUAAGGGCUAUGGUGUGGCGACCCCCAAGGGCUCAGCAUUAAGAAAUGCUGUUAACCUGGCAGUUUUAAAACUGAAUGAGCAAGGCCUCUUGGACAAAUUGAAAAACAAAUGGUGGUACGACAAGGGAGAGUGCGGCAGCGGGGGAGGUGACUCCAAGGACAAGACGAGCGCUCUGAGCCUCAGCAAUGUAGCCGGAGUCUUCUAUAUUCUGGUUGGCGGGCUGGGUCUGGCCAUGAUGGUGGCUUUAAUAGAGUUCUGUUAUAAGUCACGGGCAGAAGCCAAAAGGCUGAAACUCGAAAAGAAUGCCCAAAACUUUAAGCCCACGCCGCCGGCCAACACUCAGAACUUUGCCACGUAUCGAGAAGGCUACAAUGUGUACGGGACUGAAAGCGUUAAGAUCUAGGGCACAGGCUCACUGUGCUGCCCCACCAUGAUUGUGACAAGAAAACCUUAAAAGCGAUGGCUGGAUCUUUAGGAGGGACCAUCCUCUCCCCCUCCACCACCCGCCCACUCCAUCUCACAUCACCCCGACCAUCCCGCCCUGCCGGAGGAGGCGUGGUUACGGAGAGAGCGACAGCAGCGACUGUCUGAGGGAAGAAUCUGGACGCGUUUCCUUACAGUGCCUUACGGAACAUUCUGAGAAUCACUCGACGAAUGCAAACCCAUCACGAUGACAUCCACAUAUCUCUCCGAUCACACACACACUCCACACACACUCCACACAAACACACGCGACGCGCGAGCGAAUGCCAUCGUCAUCUGUGAAUAAACUCUUGAACUCUAGAACGUAACUCCAUGAAAACCGAGAAACAAAGCCAUCACUUUGCAAUCUUUUAGCACAUUUCUGAAGAGCCAGACGGACUGAAAACUGAAAACUGUUCUGGGGACAGUCAGCGUUCGCGGCGUCUGAGCGCUGCUGGACUUGGUUGUCAAGCAAAUCUACAAAAGAAAAAACUUUAAAAAACAAAAAAAAAAAAAGAGGAAAAAGCUUGUAUUUCAUUAAACUGUAAAUUUGCUUUCACAAUCACACAGCCAUCCAAUCAAAGCAUUAAUUUAUCAAAUUUUAAAUUCUUUCAACUAGAAAUCAUUUAAAUGUGAGAGAGUCUGAUUAUAUGCUGUUACUUGAGUAGUCGUCAUUGUUUAUUUUUCCGUUCGGUGCUGCGGAUUUCUCCGAAAUCUGGCAUCCUCAGCCUCAACCAUACAGGCUCUAGUUAUAUAAUACAUUUUGGCAGUCGGUAACUGAAAAAUGCACAUUCUGUAUUAUUAAUAUGACCAAAAAAUACAAAUAAAUAUACAAAAAAAAAGAGACGUAUUGCGAUGUGAGCACUUAACAAGCGUUAAGCUGCAAUCAGAUGUUUCAGAUGUUACACAAGAUUCACCUGCUAGUAUUAAAACCUUUUCAGAGACAGUAAAGUAAAGCGUAUCUACAGUAUUUGCAUUCGCUUACUUACAAUCUUACUUUUUUUUAUUGUAGUUCUCAGAGCCUACUGUACAAGAAACUUGAAGCUAUACGAUACACGUGAACAGGAUCAUCUAAAUGUAGAUAGACCGCAAUCAAAAAAUCCAUCGUAAAAAUAAAAGAGGAUAUGGCUGUUAAAAACGUAGUGUUUCCUCCCGGUUCUGUCGCACACUUAAACAAAAGCUUUGGGUUUUUAACUUUUUUCGUUUUUUAGUUUGAGAGCAUUUUAGCGUUGGAUGAAUUACUUAGUAAAAAAAUAAAAAAUAGCAUUUAUAACAAAAACUACGAAUAGAUUUUACGUACACAAGGUGAAAACAGGGGUCGUCUUAAAGCUUAGCACAUUUACAUUUUGCUGAAACACUUUCUGUUCACUUUGAGAAAAAACAAACGAACUAAAGAGAAAACUGUGAUUCUGUAGGAUUUAGGAAAGAUCUCGGUCCUGAACCCUGAGGAGAGAGAGAUAGAUAGUUUUAUAUAGCAAAUAAAAAGCUUUUAAAAGAGUUUUAAAAGAAAAGGGAGAUAAAGAACUAUGAAGAAAUGUACAUUUUGUUUAAAUGUGAUGAAGAUUUCUAGCAGGAUUCAGAGUGGAGUGACUGAAAUCCCCACCUCUCUCUCUCUCUCUUUCUCUCUCUCUAUUCUUUUUCUUUUUUCUUUUUUUAUUUGAAAUAAAUCUGCAUGUGAAAAAUCUGUGAUUGCCUAUCGAGCCCUGCAACUUCCAUCCAAUCCUAGAAGAGCAGAAGAGCAGAAAAGCAGAGCGUCAGUCUUGGAUUUUGACCUGAUUUCACCCCGUUUCUCCCUCCCUGUUUCUGCACCUCGGCCCGGAGAAACUCGCCAGGCUGAAUCCUCGUGAUAAACAAAAGAAAGAAGUGCAUGCGUGGCUAUAAUUUACUGAAACCUCAUUAGCGAGGCCUUGUACAAAGAAUUUUAAUACAUUUUGUAAAUAAAACCUGUAUAGAAAACA
This is a messenger RNA of Astyanax mexicanus (Mexican tetra), 5401 nucleotides long. RefSeq names its product glutamate receptor, ionotropic, AMPA 3b (gene gria3b). Gene Ontology annotation, biological process: modulation of chemical synaptic transmission; monoatomic ion transport; synaptic transmission, glutamatergic. Gene Ontology annotation, molecular function: AMPA glutamate receptor activity; transmitter-gated monoatomic ion channel activity involved in regulation of postsynaptic membrane potential. NCBI's taxonomy places the organism in Eukaryota, Metazoa, Chordata, Actinopteri, Characiformes, Acestrorhamphidae. The record is from RefSeq and is a predicted model, not a curated record. Gene Ontology annotation, cellular component: plasma membrane; postsynaptic membrane; AMPA glutamate receptor complex. The transcript is spliced from 16 exons. Bases 721 to 3384 code for a protein of 887 amino acids.